Vicia faba (fava bean) is the source of this 1653-nucleotide messenger RNA. The record is from the annotation of a GenBank genome assembly. NCBI's taxonomy places the organism in Eukaryota, Viridiplantae, Streptophyta, Magnoliopsida, Fabales, Fabaceae.
AUGAAAAAUCAUAGGAAACAAAACCGUGUCGUUUCAUGGAGCACGUUCUUUUUGUUCAGCAUCGUUGUUGUCUUGUCUUCCAUUAUCUUCACCUCUCUCAUUUUCUCUUCCACCUAUUCCUCUUACUUCCCAAAAACAGUUUUCAAAUGGCGAAGCCCGCCGCCGCCAGAAAUCACAAUCCGAGAAACCGUUACGCUUCCCGACCAGGUUUUGAUUUUCCUAAACUACCCUUUGUCUUUUCACCAUCAUACGAAAAAUGAGCUUCAAUGUGUUUACUCAUCGGCUGACUCCGCGCCUCGGCUUCAAGAACCGAUUCAGCUUCACUCUGUUAGGCUUCAUGAACAAAUCGUACGGUGUCCGAUGCCUCCACGUGGCGAGACUGUAUCUGUUCAAAUAAAAUCAAACGGUUCUGUUCAAAUAAAAAACUCAUUUUCAACCCAUAAUUGGGACCCACUGGUUUAUGAAGCUUUGUUUGAUCGUGACAAGACCACAAUAGUAUUUGUAAAAGGUCUAAAUCUUCGACCAGAGAAAUUAGCUGAACCGUCUAGAUUCCAAUGUGUGUACGGUUGGGAUUUCACAAAACCCAAAUUCUUAUUUAAAUCAGAUGUUUUAUCAGCUGCUCAAGAGAUUAUAAGAUGCAAAACACCUAUAACCAUUUUAGCCCAACCUGAUGCUUUUAUUAAAGUAUCUAUUCAAGUUGAAGGUAAAAAAAUAUUUCCCUCCAUCGCAAGGCCCGGGCUUAUCCCAUUGCAAAAAUCAUCAACCCGAAAACCGCACGAGUUAUGCAUAUGCACGAUGCUACGAAACCAAGCCCGGUUCAUCAAAGAAUGGGUAAUCUACCACUCAAAAAUCGGAGUCCAAAGAUGGUUUAUAUACGACAACAACAGCGACGACGACAUAGAAAAUGAGAUUGCUUACUUGCAAGAUGCGGGUUACAACAUCACAUGGCACUUAUGGGCCUGGGUGAAAACACAAGAAGCAGGGUUUGCUCAUUGUGCUUUACGGGCCCGGGCCUCGUGCGAGUGGCUUGGAUUUAUUGACGUCGAUGAGUUCUUCAAUGUGAGGAUAAAAGUAGACUUACGACAUGUCAUUUGGCAUUAUUCAAAGCCCGGAAAAAAUGUAGCUGAAAUAAGAACACCAUGCUAUAGUUUUGGGCCUUCGGGCCUAAAGGAUGUUCCAAGUCAAGGUGUGAUGAUGGGGUACACGUGUCGGUUGGCGGGACGUGAGAGACAUAAGAGUAUUAUCAGACCUGAUGCACUGAAUCAGACCCUUAUUAACGUAGUGCAUCAUUUUCAUCUAACCCCACCGUUUGUGGCCGUUGAUGUGGAGGAUGGUGCGAUGGUGAUUAAUCAUUAUAAAUAUCAAGUAUGGAAAGUGUUCAAAGAUAAAUUUUAUAGAAGGGUUGCAACUUAUGUGGUAGAUUGGCAAAAAGAAGAGAACGUGGGCUCUAAAGAUAGAGCACCUGGUUUAGGGACUAAACCGGUCGAACCGACUGAUUGGUCCAACCGGUAUUGUGAGGUUAAAGACGUGAGUUUGAGAAAUUGGGUUUUGAAGAAUUUUAAGGAUAAAAAGACUCAUCUUUUUCCAUGGCAACGAGAGUUUGAGCCUCAUAUGAGAAAGAGACUAAGAAAAAAAGAAAAAGGAAUUUUAUGA